UACAAUUUUAGAACAUGUUUUACAAAACACCUGGUUAUCACCUUCUACAACAAAAUCUGAAUAAGAUUUUACCCACGACUCAAUUAAUUUUGCCAUUUUUCUCACUGGUUAACACAACAAUAAAGACUGAAAUGAAGUUGAAAGUAAACUGAGUCAUUUAGAAAUUUGAAGAUAUUAAUACAACUACCUGAAAGGAUAUUUAGCAAAAUUUGUUGGUUUAAGGAGGGUGUUUAUAAUUUAAUCCUCUCAAGUACCUACACCAUUAACCGUAAUUUAUUACAGGGAAAAGUUAAUCCUUCAAAAUUUUAGGAAAUGGACAUGUAAAGGCAUUUCACAAAAUAUUAUUUUGGUCCACAACUCAUAAUUUUAAUGUCCAGCCAAUUAGUACGUCAGAUAUAUGCCAAAAAAUUAACAAAAUGUCAAUAUAUGCAUUCAAAAUCAAAAAUUGUAUAUAUAUGCAACAUAUGCAAAAUAUGGCGUUUUGCAUAUAUUCCUAGCUCUACUCAUAAGCAUCAAAUUGAGACUAUUCAGAAUAAAGUCUUAAGAAUAUGCGCCUAUAAAAUGGGUUAUAUAAAAGGAGAUUACUCAUAUGCUUCAAUUAAUUCUCAAUUAAACUUAAAAUCACUUGACUUUAGGAGAACAGUUUCUGAUAUAAUUUUUAUAAAUAAAUUGUUAACAGGGAAUAUUGAUUCUCCCCAAGCAGUAGGUCUUAUUAAUUUUAAUACCUUUAGUAGGACUAGACAAUUCGACUUAUUUAAUAUACCAAUACAUACCACUAAUUAUGCUUUUAAUUCACCAGUAAGUCGAAUGUUACGUGAAUGUAAUAAGUUGAAAUGUAAAAAUUGUGAUAUUUUUGGAAUUAUUAAUGCUCUCAAGACUUAUUUAAAUAAUAUGGAAGUCUAACAUUUUAUGUCUUCAUUUUCUAACCGAUUUUAUAAUUGUUAUAUGAUGCCGUUAUAUUUUGUAUUGUAUUUUAUAUUAC
Psylliodes chrysocephalus is the source of this 982-nucleotide messenger RNA. The record is from the annotation of a GenBank genome assembly. NCBI's taxonomy places the organism in Eukaryota, Metazoa, Arthropoda, Insecta, Coleoptera, Chrysomelidae.